Molecule: messenger RNA, 615 nt
Organism: Suricata suricatta (meerkat)
Lineage: Eukaryota; Metazoa; Chordata; Mammalia; Carnivora; Herpestidae
Product: lymphocyte antigen 6H-like
Exons: 4
Coding region: 61-483 (140 amino acids)
Biological process (GO): acetylcholine receptor signaling pathway
Cellular component (GO): plasma membrane
Molecular function (GO): acetylcholine receptor inhibitor activity; acetylcholine receptor binding
Source: RefSeq, a predicted model, not a curated record
ACCGGGGCAGUGGCCCCAGAUGCCAGCUUGCCCGAAGGGAGCCCGACGCUAGGAGGAGCCAUGGGAGGUAUCCAGCUUGCUCUGCUGCUCUUCCUCCUGGGCUGGGAGCGAGGCCUCAGCCUGCGGUGCUACACCUGUACCAACAUAGAGGAAACCAACUUGUGCAGAAUCACCGAAUGUCUCACAUCUGGCGUCUGCUUCAACAGUAUGAUGACCAUGACCUUCAGCGGUGGAAAGAAGGUGAACAUGCAGUACAAGGACUGUGCCCCCACCUGUAAGGACGUACACGAUUCAGCGAAUCUGCUCUCACAGAUUAUCAAGCCAGAGAACCUGAGCGGCCUGGAGAAGUUUGACGUGCAGGGGGUGACGUGCUGUGAAGGGGACCUGUGUAACGGGGGGGCCCUGCCCGGGCGCAGCCCCUGGGCCCUGGCGGGGGGACUCCUGCUCAGCCUCGGGCCCGCCUGCCUCUGGGCCCUGCUGUGAGUGCCCGGCUGGCAGGGAAAGCAGGGCGCCGUGCGGGGCGCUUCCAUGCCGCCUGUGCUGGGGCAAGUGUGCGGGCUCACCUGCGCAUGCGUACAUCUGCACCCGCACGCCUACACGCACCGGCAUUCACAC